Electrophorus electricus (electric eel) is the source of this 2070-nucleotide messenger RNA. RefSeq names its product forkhead box C1a (gene foxc1a). Gene Ontology annotation, molecular function: RNA polymerase II cis-regulatory region sequence-specific DNA binding; DNA-binding transcription factor activity, RNA polymerase II-specific. Gene Ontology annotation, biological process: regulation of transcription by RNA polymerase II; cell differentiation; anatomical structure morphogenesis. NCBI's taxonomy places the organism in Eukaryota, Metazoa, Chordata, Actinopteri, Gymnotiformes, Gymnotidae. The record is from RefSeq and is a predicted model, not a curated record.
GUCCUGUGUCGUGACGGAUGCCCAAAGUUCAGAGCGUUUCCAAUGCACGCUUCGGCAGACAGAGGUGGCAACCGCUUGAAUCACAGCAAGGCCUGGGAAGACACUUGCUUUUUGUGAGCACUGUAGCAGACCGUGGACUUUUUUGAUUGCCUGUUACACAUAGUUUUAAGAAAGAGAAAACUAAAAGUGGAUUCGUACUGCAACCGCCUUUCGGGAGGGUUUGUUCGUCGCGAGCCGUGUUGAACUGCGUGGGGAGAAGACAUGCAAGCGCGCUACUCCGUCUCGAGCCCCAACUCUCUGGGCGUCGUGCCGUAUAUUAGUAGUGAUCAAAGUUACUACCGCGCCGCGGCUGGCGGAGGAUACACCGGCAUGCCGGCUCCGAUGAGCAUGUACUCUCACGCCGCCCACGACCAGUACCCGGCCAGCAUGGCGAGGGCGUACGGACCGUACACGCCGCAGCCGCAGCCGAAGGAUAUGGUCAAACCGCCGUACAGUUACAUUGCGCUCAUCACCAUGGCCAUUCAGAACUCACCUGAUAAGAAGAUUACCCUAAACGGGAUUUAUCAGUUUAUCAUGGAACGUUUCCCCUUUUACAGAGACAACAAGCAGGGAUGGCAGAAUAGCAUUCGACACAAUCUGUCCCUCAAUGAAUGCUUCGUUAAAGUGCCUCGCGAUGACAAAAAACCCGGCAAAGGUAGCUACUGGACCCUGGACCCGGACUCUUACAACAUGUUCGAGAACGGCAGCUUUUUACGGCGACGGCGACGUUUCAAGAAGAAGGACGCGCUAAAAGAAAAAGAGGAUCGACAGAUAAAGGAAGCGUCGUCUCGCCAGCAACAACAGCAGGGCCGCGAGCAGGAGCAGCCCGUGCAGGGUUCGCAGCCCGUGCGUAUCCAAGACAUUAAAACCGAGAACGGUACGUCCACACCGCCGCAGGCUGUGUCGCCAACGCUCAGCACCGUUCCAAAGAUCGAGAGCCCGGACAGCAGUAGCAUGUCGAGCGGUAGCCCUCACAGCAUCCCUUCCACCCGCUCCAUCGGCCUGGAUAGCGCCGGGGAUCAACAGCAGCAUCACCACGGCCAAGGUCCUGCGCAAGGCUUCAGCGUGGAUAACAUCAUGACGUCCCUGCGCGGCUCGCCUCAGGGCCCGAGCGAGCUCACCCCCUCCCUCGUGGCCUCCUCUCGGACAGGUAUAACCCCUUCUUUGUCCCUUAAUUACUCUCCGAAUCAGGCUUCCGUGUAUAGCUCACCCUGCAAUCAGAACUCCAUCUCGACUACCUCGAACGCGACCUACCAUUGCAACAUGCAGGCUAUGAGCCUCUACGCCGGAGAUCGCGCGGGACACUUAGCGACCACCACCACUGUGGAUGAAACUCUGCCUGAUUACUCCAUCACAACCGCCACCUCGUCGCUGAGCCACGGGAAUCUCGGUUCGGGCCAGGAAGGCCAUCACCCGCACCAAGGGCGUCUCGCCUCGUGGUACCUUAACCAGGCCGGAGACCUGGGUCAUCUGGGCACGAGCUAUCCCUCGCAGCAGCAGAACUUUCACUCGGUCCGAGAGAUGUUCGAGUCCCAGAGAAUUGGCUUGAAUAAUUCGCCAGUGAACGGAAAUAAUAGCUGUCAAAUGUCUUUCCCCCCGGAGAGUCUUUCAUGCUUAUGCCUGCCCCUUCUGUGGACUCAGCAGAAACAGAACGCAAACGAGAGUCAGAAAAACAUGAUCUUGGUUUGUUAAGGACAGUGUUACUGCAAUAACACGUAAGUCUCUUUUCGCUUUUGUGAGCAAUAUGCUUUGUAGUUAUUUUAAAAAAAAAUACGCCAGACUUCCAUGGACUUGUUAUUACGUGUAAAUUGCAUAUAGUAAUUUAUUUCUAAAAUGUAGCCGGAUAUAAUGGACCAAACACCAAAACGUGUUUCUAAAUUGAAUUGCCUUAAUUGUCCAGAAAUGUUCCAUUAUAACAAGGAACGGAACGUGUAUAUCACCAUAUUCUUUCAAAUUAUCUCAUUUUGUUGAAAACUAUUCUGAAGGAACUGCAUUCUUUGUUUAAUAAAUUACCAUUUUAUUUGAGUUAAA